AUGUCUAUUUCCUACAAGCAUGUUCUGCUUAUUGGAGCCACUACCGGCAUUGGUCGUGCCAUGGCCGAUCGGUUGAUUCAAGCCGGCGUCAAGGUCACAGCCGUUGGUCGUCGCAAGGACCGCCUGGACGACUUUGUUCAGAAACAUGGAGAGCAAAUGGCCAGCGCAGUCCCCUUCGACAUCUCCCUAGUAGAGAACAUUCCAAAGUUUGCAGCUGAAAUCAUCGACUCGUACCCCGACGUGGAUUGCCUUUUCGUCAAUGCAGGAAUUCAACUCCCCUUUGAGCUUGAUGAUCGGGGCCAGUUCGAUUUGAUGGCAUUCAACCAGCAAAUGAACGUCAACUUCUCCAGUCUGGUCGCCUUGACGCACGCCUUUCUGCCCUUUCUGAUCGAGAAAAAGAGCCCCACCAGUAUCAUCUUUACCGGAUCAAAUGUGGCUAUCAUCCCGGCUGCACCUCUGCCGGCAUAUUCUGCCUCCAAGGCUGCAUUGAACGUGUUCACCUUGUGUCUGCGUGACCAGCUGCAGAACUCCAACGUGGCGGUGAUUGAAAUUUCUCCCCCAGCAGUGCAGACCGAGUUAUAUGAGAUAGGGAGCAAGGUGGGCAUGCCCCUGGACACCUUUACUGAACUUGCAUUCGAAGGUCUUGUUGCGGGACAAGACCAGAUCGUGAUAGGCAAUAUUGGGCCCGCUGAGACGUUCAAUGCAAUUAUUGACCAGAGACGCAAGGCGUUUGAGGACUUGGCCAAGAUGAUUAGGGCGCAGCAGAAAUAG
Messenger RNA from Aspergillus viridinutans, 771 nucleotides. RefSeq names its product oxidoreductase, short-chain dehydrogenase/reductase family. Gene Ontology annotation, molecular function: oxidoreductase activity. Bases 1 to 771 code for a protein of 256 amino acids. Lineage: Eukaryota; Fungi; Ascomycota; Eurotiomycetes; Eurotiales; Aspergillaceae. The transcript is spliced from 4 exons. The record is from RefSeq and is a predicted model, not a curated record.